CCUUGCAAAUUUGGCGUAAGCAAAUCAGGAUGCAUGCUCAGUUAUGAGGUCACAUGGAAGCAACCUUUGUAACCUUCCCUUUCUCCUUUUGCGUUCCUGUAAAAGUGGGAUUUAACCUUCACAGCACUUUUUUUUUUAGGGGGACACAGUGUUUUCCAUGACCAUCACAGCCAGCUCUAUGCGUUCCAGGCUUACAAGGGUCAUGAAAAUGCCAGGAAUUUGGUCUGUCUGCAUUCUUCAGGGAACUGCCUAUGCGGGAGAUAGAAGGCCAUCCAUCUGCCUCACUUACGGAGCUUCGGAAAACCGAAUUUUAAAUUCCCGCCUGGUCCGACACCUCUCCCAAUCAUUGGCAACCUACAUCUGCUGGAUAUGAAAAGGCAGGACAAAUCCAUAUUGAAGCUUGCUGAGAAAUAUGGCCCGGUGUUCACCCUCCAUUUUGGAUUCCAAAAAGUAGUAGUGCUGACUGGCUAUGAAGCUGUAAGAGAUGCCCUUGUGACCUUUACGGAGGACUUUGUGGACAGGCCGCCAAUCCCAAUAUUUGAAGAGAUUCAGCGUGGAAAUGGGGUGUUUUUUUCCACCGGAGAGCUGUGGAGGACUACCCGAAGAUUCACCAUGGCCAGCAUGCGCAAUCUUGGCGUGGGGAAGAAGCUCAUAGAGCAGCAGAUUAAUGAAGAACUUGGUUUCCUUGUAGAGGACAUUAAAUCCUUUGAAGGUGAACCUUUCGUUCUCAGAACCUUUAACACUGCCCCAACCAACAUUACUUUCGCUCUGCUGUUUGGAGAGAGGUUCGACUACAAAGAUCCAGUAUUCACCACUCUGCUAAGACUCAUAGACGAAGUGAUGUGCCUUCUUGGAUCUCCAUUCUUGCAUCUGUUUAAUUUCUACCCCUUCCUUGGAUUUCUUUUCAACGCUCACAAAAUUCUACUGAAGAGGAUCGAAGACGUCCGUAUUAUUAUAAGGGAAUACAUCAAGACAAGCAAGCAAGACAUCAACGCCAACAGCCUCAAAAGCUACACAGAUGCAUUGGUCUUCAAGCAACGAGAGGAUACGACUAAGCGAGAGAACCUUUUUAAUGAUGACAACCUCAUCGCUUCCAUCCUGGAUCUUGUCAUGGCUGGAACAGAGACCACGGCAACGACAUUGCAAUGGGCCAUUCUGCUGAUGAUGAAGUACCCAAAGAUUCAAAAAAAGGUUCAAGAGGAGAUUGGGCGGGUUGUGAAACCAGGCCACUGGGCCACAUACGAUGACCGGAAAGACAUGCCCUAUACCAAUGCAGUGAUCCACGAGGUGCAGAGAUUCAUCACGCUCUUGCCGCAUGUCCCACGCAGCACAUCAGCUGACACGCAUUUCAGGGGCUACUUUCUCCCAAAGGGAACAAUGGUGAUUCCUUCGCUCACUUCAGUGCUCCUGGAUCGAAGCCACUGGGAGACCCCUCACGAGUUCAACCCUAACCACUUCCUUGACGCCGAUGGGAAGUUUGUCAAGAAAGAAGCCUUCAUGCCUUUCUCCUUAGGGCGCCGAAAUUGCAUCGGCGAAAGCUUGGCCAAGAUGGAACUUUUCCUGUUCUUCACGGGACUGCUGCAGAAAUUCACUUUCCAGCCGCCACCAGGGCUUACGGAAACUGACUUGGACUUGACCGUUCCUAAGACGACCUUCACUUUGAGGCCGCAACCUCAGCUGACUUGCGCCAUUCCCCAGGAGUGAAGAGAGGACAUUGCGAUGAGAUAAUCCACACACCAUGAGGGGGAACUCAAGUAGGGCAUUCCUUUUGGUGGAGCAGGAACUGAUGGAUCAGUACCUUAGCAAAGCUAGAGUUGCCAUGGGGUGUAUGCUUGAAAGGCAAAUGCAACUGGUCCCAACAAACUUGACUUUUUCCAUGCUUGUCAUACUUUUAAAUAUAUGCAUAACAGCUUACGCAUGUGGGAAAGCAAACAUCCUAUACUUGGACUUUCAGAAAGCUUUUGCUAAAAGGGUGAAUUCGAUAUUGGAGAUCAUUACGGAAAGGAUUGUGAAAAUAAAAUUAUAGGUACCACCAUGUCUUUAUACAAACCUAUAGUGUGCCCACACUUGGAAUACUCUGUGGAAUUAGGAUUGUUGCACCUCAAAAAGGAUAUUGUAGAGCUGGGUAAAGGGCAGGAAAGCACAACCAGAAUGAUUAGAGAGUAGAGGAACUCCCCUAUAGAGAAAGAUGCAUGAUGUUUGGGGAUUUUUAGUUUUGGGGGGAAAGGAGAGUAUUCAAAAGAUCUUAGGUUUUGUUUCCCUUAAUCAAUGCUGCUUCCCAGAGGCGGGAUAAUUAAUAGCAGUACUCAACACUAAAACCCUUUCUCAGUUCCCAAUUCAGAGACUCUGCUGCCUCCCUGCUGCUAGUCUAAGUCACAGCAAGCACUUUCCCACAGCCUUUUGUGCUAAUAAAUUUACACUUGGGGUUCUAAAAUCCACAAUUACUGAGUCCAUUUUGUUCUCAUAUUUUGCCAUCCCAGGACUAUACUUCCUGCCUAUUUUGGAUCUAGAGUCACAUUAAAAUUUAUUAAUGGAAAAUAGACUAAGGAGAGGUAUUCCAGCCCCUUGGUUGCAGGUUCACAGCAGACUCAACAAUACUGAAGAUGCUUUGAAAAAACAAGGAACAAAGAUCAUGACGGUUAUAAGAAGCCACUUGGAGAAGAAAGGUUUAUCGUACUCCCAACGUCUUGUUUUCAGACCAUGAUCUAUGGUUUCAGCCAGGGUAAACUUCUUUGGGUGGUAACCCA
Messenger RNA from Podarcis raffonei (Aeolian wall lizard), 2747 nucleotides. RefSeq names its product cytochrome P450 2W1-like. The transcript has 10 exons. NCBI's taxonomy places the organism in Eukaryota, Metazoa, Chordata, Lepidosauria, Squamata, Lacertidae. Gene Ontology annotation, cellular component: intracellular membrane-bounded organelle; cytoplasm. Gene Ontology annotation, biological process: xenobiotic metabolic process. The record is from RefSeq and is a predicted model, not a curated record. The coding region runs from base 370 to 1704 and encodes 444 amino acids. Gene Ontology annotation, molecular function: iron ion binding; heme binding; oxidoreductase activity, acting on paired donors, with incorporation or reduction of molecular oxygen, reduced flavin or flavoprotein as one donor, and incorporation of one atom of oxygen.